AUGGCAAGUGAUGGAGUUGAGAGCAAAGAUGAUAUCUUGAAAAAGCUUAAAGAUGCUCUCAAGGAUAAAACAUUUCUUCUUGUUCUCGAUGAUGUUUGGAAUGAAAAUUCUAAGGAAUGGGACGACUUUAUGAAUUCCAUGUCUGGAAUUACUUCCACUAUGGGAAAUGGCAUUAUCAUCAGUACCAGGAGUCAAAAGGUUGCUUCAACUGUUAAACCAUUUCAUAUUCAUUCUUUAAAGGGCUUAUCAGAUGAUGAUUGCUGGUCCAUAAUAAAAGCAAAAGCUUUUGAUGGUAAUGGAGAAGUUCCACCAGAAUUUGUAACGAUUGGAAAAGAGAUUGCGAAAAGAUGUCAGGGUCUGCCAUUAGCUGCCAAUGUAGUUGGGGGUGUGCUUCGCCGUAAGUCCGAAGGAGAGUGGCGUGUGAUCAAUGAUGAAGGCCUUCCCGGUGGUGAAGGUGCUGAAAAUAUCCAAAAAAUACUGAAAUUGAGCUUUGAUUAUCUACCUUCACCAUCACUCAAGAAGUGCUUUGCGUAUUGUUCGAUUUACCCCAAAGGUCAUGACAAAUAUGGAUAUAACAAUGUGAGUUAUGUGAUGCACGAUCUUGUGCAUGAUCUUGCAUCUGCAGUUUUAUCUAAUGGGAUACCAAUUAGAUACAUGUUUCUCAAAGAAGAAUCAAGUCCUAUUCCAAAAGAAGUGGCAAAGCAUUUGCGUACAUUAAUCUUUGAAGGUGAUCCUUCCCAUACCAAUGACAAGUUGCCUGCGAAGAUUGGGAGAUUAACUAGUCUACAAACACUACCAGAGUUUUCAGUGGGAAAAGAGAAGGGAUAUCGAAUUGAAGAGCUCGGGAGUUUGAAGAAUCUCAGAGAAAGUAUAGAGAUUCAACAUCUUGAAAGAGUGUGUGACAAGAAAGAGGCUAUGAAAGCAAAUAUGUUGGAGAAGCCAAACCUAUAUGAAUUGGUGCUUCAAUGGGAUGAGGUUGAUUUCAGUGAAAGAAAUGAUGAGAGUGUGUUGGAAGGUCUCAGACCUCAUGCAAAUCUGAAGAAGUUGAGGAUUGAAGGAUACAAAGGCAAAAGAUUUCCAACAUGGUUACAGGGUGAACCUCAAGGCUCUUGCUUACCACUUCAUAACUUGAUUGAGAUAAAACUCUAUAAGUGCUCAGAAUGUGAGGAAAUAACAUUGGACCACUUGCCAAAUUUAAGGUCGCUCUAUAUAAGGGGAUUAGAGAGUUUGAAAUGUUUGUCAAAGAGGUUUUUCUAUAACCAUCGCAAUCUCUCAUUCUUGAACAUUGAAGAAUGUGAUAUGUUGGAAGCAUUACCAGAUGGAUUGGACACCCUCAAUUCUCUGGAGAGGUUGACCAUAGAAAGGUGUAGAAAUCUGAAGUCGAUGGGGAAUCCAAGCUGCGGAGAAGGAGAAAAUCAAGGAACCCUCCGUCUGCUGAGCAUUAAAGACUGCGGAGAACUGAUGGAAUUGCCACGUCAAAUGCUAGAGUUGUGGGCCCCUACAAUUGAGCUUCUUGAAUUGGAGGGAUUAAGGAGCCUAACGAAUCUACCAAUGCUAAUUGACUGCCUCGCUAAAUCAUCUCAUCUCAGAGAUUUAACAAUCAGAGGCGUUCCUAAAUUGAUGUCUGCUGGUAGUGUUGAGAGUUGGGAUUUAGGUAGCUUGAGGUAUUUAAAUAUAGAUGUGAGUGAGGAGUGGUCAAAAGAGACAAGUGUUGCCAUUAAUGAGACUGUGAAUGGCAUAUUGGAAGGCUGUUGCAACUCACUUGAGGAGUUAACAUUAAGAGGGGUGGAAAAUUGGGAGUGGCUGCCUCAAUCAAUUCAACGUCUCACUUCUCUUUCUAUCUUAAUGUUAGAAAAUAUAGGGAUAGAAGAAUUGCCGCAAUGGUUUGGAAACCUCUCAGCUCUAAGACAUUACAUCUAUAUGGCUGCACAAAGUUGA
Messenger RNA from Salvia hispanica, 1938 nucleotides. NCBI's taxonomy places the organism in Eukaryota, Viridiplantae, Streptophyta, Magnoliopsida, Lamiales, Lamiaceae. The record is from RefSeq and is a predicted model, not a curated record.